AUGAAAUUAUUAUCAGUAUUAAUUACAUUUUUAUUAGCUACAGUGAUUUAUUCACAAACUAAUCCAGCAACUUUAACAUUUACUGUUCAAGUUUAUGAUCAAUUCCCAGGCUAUAAUAAUAAUUUCCAAACUAAUGGUGCUGGUGCAAGAGUUACUGGUUUAAUUAAAUCAACUUUAAAUUCAACAACUCGUGUACCUGAAUUGGUUUCAACAGCUACUGGUGGUUUAAAUGGAGUAGGUCUUAUAUUGAACCCAUCAUUAUUCCCAUACUUUUUCAGUCCACAACAAGAUUCAAGUUUACCAGGUCAAAAUUCACCAUUAAGUCUUGAUUUAGUUUUCACUUAUGAUACUACUAGAAAUAUUUAUGUCUAUAAUAAUCAAAACUUUUUCCCAAUUGAUAAUCAAGGUCUUGAUGUUGAUCCAGCAAAAAGAAUUUAUUUAAAUGGUGCUACAUAUCAUAAUUAUCAUUUUUGUAUGAAAAUGAAUACUGUUUUUACUUAUAAAGGUUAUGAAGUAUUUAAUUUCCAAGGUGAUGAUGAUGUUUGGGUAUUUAUUAAUAACAAAUUAGUUAUUGAUCUUGGUGGUGUACAUGGUCCAUUAGCUGCAAGUGUUGAUGCAACAACAUUAGGUUUAACAAUUGGUAAUUCUUAUAAUUUUGAUUUAUUCUUUUGUGAACGUCAAACUGUUGGUAGUACAAUUAAAAUUGAAACCAAUUUAUUAUUUGUUUGUCCAUUUGAAGAUUAUUGUGGAGUUUGUCAAGGUGAUGGUAGUUCAUGUUGUAAUCCAUUAACAACUUGUAAUGAUAAUAAUCAAUGUACAAUUGAUUCAUGUCCACCAGCAAACACAACUAUUGGUUCAGGUUCAAUCUCUGAUUAUUGUAUUCAUACACCAAAAAUUAAUACAAAUCCAAUUGAUAUUUGUUUCAAUUAUCAAUGUAAUUCAUCAACUGGUAAUUUCGAUCCAAUUCCAAUUCCAUGUCUUGAUAGAAGUUCUGAAUGUUUAUCAACAAUUGGUUGUAAUUCUACUGUUGGUUGUCAAUAUGAAAGUAUUUGUAAUUCAAAUGUUUGUAAUAUUCAAAAUCAAUGUUCAUCAAAUGGUACUUGUGUUCCAAAAUCAUCAAAUGACUGUGGAAUUGAAUUAGAUGGUCAAGUUGAUAAAUGUAAAAUUUAUUCAUGUGAUUCAAAUGGAGGUGUUGGUUGUAUUAAAGAAGAUAAAUGUAAACCAAGUGAAGAUAAAUGUCAUGUCGUAUCAUGUGAUUCAUUAACUGGUUCAUGUAUUACAACUCCACUCGAAGAUCCAUUAGCUGGUUUACAUUUAUGUUCAAUUGCACGUUGUAAUUCAUCAACUGGUGAAUUUACAUAUGAUCCAAUUAUUUGUACACCAAGUAGUAAUCCAUGUAUUUCAACUCAAUGUAAUGCUACUAACGGUCAAUGUUAUGAAACUCAAAUUCCAGGUGAUAUUUGUGAUUGUGGUUGUGGUAUUCCAGAAAAUAAAUGUAAAGUAUCAUGGUGUACACCAGAAGGUAUUUGUCAACCAAAAUUCAAAUCUGAAAUUGAUGAUAAUAACUCUUGUACAUUAGAUUCAUGCGAUCCAUGUACUGGUAUUAUCUCUCAUAUGACCGCACCACAAUGUUUAAGUUGUAAUCAAUGUUCAAAUUAA
Molecule: messenger RNA, 1659 nt
Organism: Dictyostelium discoideum AX4
Lineage: Eukaryota; Evosea; Eumycetozoa; Dictyosteliales; Dictyosteliaceae
Gene: psiB
Product: PA14 domain-containing protein
Exons: 5
Coding region: 1-1659 (552 amino acids)
Cellular component (GO): extracellular region
Source: RefSeq, a predicted model, not a curated record